This is a messenger RNA of Drepanopeziza brunnea f. sp. 'multigermtubi' MB_m1, 795 nucleotides long. RefSeq lists its product as uncharacterized. The record is from RefSeq and is a predicted model, not a curated record. NCBI's taxonomy places the organism in Eukaryota, Fungi, Ascomycota, Leotiomycetes, Helotiales, Drepanopezizaceae.
AUGGCAUCAACCACCGCCCCGGCUACUGCCACAGAGCAACCAAAGGUUAUCCUUUACUGGCUUGAACAAUCCCGGUCUCAGCGCAUCCUAUGGCUCCUUGAAGAACUUAAGGUCGACUACGAGCUGAAGAUUUACCACCGCGACCCCAAGACGCACCUCGCUCCUCCCGAGCUCAAGGAGAUUCACGCUUUGGGUAAAUCGCCUGUCAUCUCAGUCCUCGCCCCUGGCGCAACCAAGCCAAUCGUCAUAGCCGAGAGUGGGUUUAUCAUCGAGUAUCUCCUCGACCACUUCGGCAAUGGAAGCACUCUGCUCCCGAAGCGAUAUCAAGAGGGCAAGGAGGGAAAGGUCGGAGGGGAGACCGAGGAGUGGAUGCGAUUCCGCUAUUUCAUGCACUACGCCGAAGGAAGUCUGAUGCCGCUCAUGGUUAUGUCUCUCGUUGUUGGUCAGAUCAAGGGUGCCCCCGUACCCUUCUUCAUCAAGCCCAUCACUGGUCGGAUCGCUGGUACAGUCAACUCGAGCUUCCUCGACCCGAACUUCCAGUCAACCUACGAGUUUCUCGAAGGCCAAAUCGCGUCCUCGCCAGACGGGGGCAAGUACCUGUGCGGACCUCGGCUCACUGGCGCCGACAUCCUCAUCAGCUUCCCACUGAUCGCAGGCCGGAGCAGAACAGGGUUGACCAAGGAGAAAUUCCCAAAGCUGAGCGAAUACGUGGACAGAAUGGAGGCAGAGCCGGGCUAUAAGAAGUCAGUGGAGAAAAUCAUUGAGAUCGACGGGUCGUUCUCGGCAACCCUGUAA